CGCUGACUGCUGUGCAGCACAGACACAGACUGGGGGAGAAGCGGCAGGAAGUGGAACAGAGACACCGCUCAACCUCCUCCUCUCCUCCCCCCAACCCCCAGCUCAGCGCCAUGGCCAGCCGGACUAUGCUCGCAGCGCGGUGUCCCACUGACGAGCUGUCGCUGACCAACUGUGCUGUGGUGAACGACAAGGACUUCCAGAAUGGCCAACACGUGAUAGUGAAAACCAGCCCCACGCACAAGUUUGUCUUCACAGUGAAGAGCCACAACACCGUGCUUUCAGGGAACAUUGCCUUCAGCCUGCCCCAGAGGAAGUGGGUGGGGCUGUCCAUUGGCCAGGAAGUGGAAGUGACGCCCUAUGACUUUGACAAGGCCAGGCAGUGUAUUGGGACGAUGACCAUCGAAAUUGACUUCCUGCAGAAGAAGAGUGUGGACUCCAACCCGUACGACACUGACCGCAUGGCGGCUGAGUUCAUCCAGCAGUUUAACUGCCAGGCCUUCUCCACAGGCCAGCAGCUUGUGUUCAGCUUCAACGACAAGCUGUUUGGGCUGGUGGUGAAGGGCCUCGAGGCCAUGGACCCCAGCAUCCUGAAAGGGGAGCAGGCGACCAGCAAGCGGCAGAAGAUUGAGCUGGGGCUGGCGAUUGCCAACUCCCAGGUGAUAUUUGAGAAAGCAGAGAGUUCCUCACUAGCUCUCAUCGGUAAAUCUAAGACCAAACAGGGACGUCAGUCUAUCAUUAACCCCGACUGGAAUUUUGAGAAGAUGGGCAUCGGCGGCCUGGACAGGGAGUUUUCCGACAUCUUCCGCAGGGCUUUCGCCUCGAGGGUGUUCCCCGUGGAGCUGGUGGAGCAGAUGGGCUGUAAGCACGUGAAGGGGAUCCUGCUGUACGGGCCGCCUGGCUGUGGAAAGACUCUGAUGGCGCGACAGAUCGGGAAGAUGCUGAACUCUCGCGAGCCCAAAGUGGUCAACGGGCCCGAGAUCCUCAACAAGUACGUGGGCGAAUCUGAGGCCAACAUCAGGAAACUGUUUGCGGACGCAGAAGAGGAGCAGAAGAGACUGGGGGCGAACAGCGGCCUUCACAUCAUCAUCUUCGAUGAGAUCGACGCCAUCUGCAAACAGAGAGGCACCAUGCAAGGCAGCACCGGCGUCCACGACACCGUGGUCAACCAGCUGCUCUCCAAGAUAGACGGCGUGGAGCAACUCAACAACAUCCUGGUCAUAGGAAUGACCAAUCGACCAGACCUGAUUGAUGAAGCCCUCCUGAGACCUGGGCGCCUGGAGGUCAAGAUGGAGAUCGGUCUCCCGGAUGAGAAUGGUCGGGUUCAGAUCCUGAACAUCCACACGGCCCGGAUGCGGGAGCACAAACUCCUGGGGGAUGACGUGGAUGUCCGUGAGUUGGCUGUGGAGACCAAGAACUUCAGUGGAGCCGAGCUGGAGGGGUUGGUGCGAGCUGCGCAGUCCACAGCCAUGAACCGGCACAUCAAGGCAGCCACCAAAGUGGAAGUGGACAUGGAGAGAGCAGAGAAACUGCAGGUGAUGAGGGGAGACUUCCUCAACUCCCUGGAGAACGACAUCAAGCCAGCAUUUGGCAUUAACCAGGAGGAUUACGACAGCUACAUCAUGAACGGGAUCAUCGUGUGGGGAGACCCGGUGACACGAGCCCUGGAUGACGGGGAGCUCCUAGUGCAGCAAACCAAGAACAGUGACCGGACUCCGCUAGUCAGCGUGCUGCUGGAAGGUCCUCCGAACAGCGGCAAGACGGCCUUGGCGGCGAAGAUUGCCGAGAAGUCUGGCUUCCCCUUCAUUAAGAUCUGCUCCCCCGAUAAGAUGAUCGGAUUCAGCGAGACUGCAAAAUGUCAGGCCAUCAAGAAGAUCUUCGAUGACGCUUAUAAGUCCCAACUCAGCUGCGUGGUGGUCGAUGACAUAGAACGACUCCUGGAUUACGUUCCCAUCGGCCCGCGCUUCUCCAACCUGGUUCUUCAGGCGCUGCUGGUGCUGCUGAAGAAAGCAUCUCCACACGGCCGCAAACUGCUGAUCAUUGGAACCUCGAGCCGCAAAGAUGUCCUGCAGGAGAUGGAAAUGAUGGACGUGUUCAGCACCAACAUCCACAUUCCAAACAUAACCACAGGGGAGCAGCUCAUCGAAGCCUUGGAGCUGCUGAGCAGGUUUGAUGACCGUGAACGAAGCAGGAUCUCACAGCACGUUAAAGGGAAGGCAGUGUGGAUUGGGAUCAAGAAACUGAUGAUGAUCAUUGAGAUGUCACUUCAGAUGGGUACUGAGCACCGUGUGGACAAGUUCCUAUUGCUCCUGAAAGAAGAGGGAAGUGCGCCUAGCACCCGGGAGGCUAUGUGGAACUGAAAGUGGAUGCGAGUGGCCCGUGGUCAGUGGUGUGAGCAGCAAAACCCAUGGAUGAAAAUUAACCCAACGCUUUACUUGACCGUUCGACAGAGAGGAAACCCAUCCCCGGUCUUCAGCAGAUACUUUGCAUGUUCCUUGGCAAACCCAACAUCUCGUCCGUAUCUUAAAUAAAGCACUGGCAUCAGCAUUCCUAGUUUUAUAAACUCUGUUUAAAGUUGAAAAUGUACUGGGAAUGUUUCAAAUCCAAGAAUUGCUCCAACCAUUUAUUGUGAAUAUCUGUCUAGACAUUUUCGCAAUUUCCUCUCUUCUUUCCCCCCCCUCCCCCGCUCCUAAAGAAAAAGCAUGUAAUAAUUAAUUGGGCCAUAUUGUGCGUGUGGUGUGUUUGUGUGUUUGCGUGCGUGUUUGUGUAUAUGGAUUGAAGUCAGUGGGGAGUUGGUAGCUUAACAGCAAUGCAAUGGGGAUCUGCUACCUGCAUUCUAUUGGGUUGGUUAUGGUGCAAAGUGGUCCAACUGCACUUUGGUGGACAGAUCUGCACCCACCAGAGUUGUCAACUCGGGCACUUGGUGUCUUGCCUCCUGGAAGCUCUGGGUGUCUGGAAUCAGCAAUGAUGGGAUGGGAGUCUUGGUCAAUUCCUAGCAGGGAAGAGCCUUGCUGGACCUCAAUUUCAUAACUGCUCUUCACCUUUCAUGUCCAUCAAGUGAAAAAUAUUAUUUCGUUCAAUUGGUGCAGUUAAUGCAUCAGCACUUGCUGCUCAUCAAACCUCCUGUUAACUUCCUCCAGCUCCCAGCCUGAACAUCCAGUGUUCUUGGAGCCUGUUGUGCCCACUUCCCUUCCUGAGGAUUGAUGGCUCCUGUGUUAUCCCAAGAGGCUUUCUUAGCAUCUCUUAUAGAUUGCACCUGUCAGUCAAUCAGUCAGUCAGUCAUUAAUCUCCUCAGCCUGUGUUUGGUGGAAUAGAGGUGAGUGUUUGGGAGAUGGUAGAAGUGGGGGAGGAAGCUGGUGUGUGUCAAUGCUCUUCCACAAUGUUGGAUGCAGCCAAUUUUGAUCUUCCUGUUGUGUUCCUAUGGCUGCCCCUCUCUGUGUCUGCGCAAUCAUUGUUAUUAUUUAAGAAAAUGUAAUGUGUUUGAUACCGAACCUUCUGCACUCACAUCUCUCAACCUGAAAAGUUCUUGUGUAUUGAAUGUUUACAUGUGCUCCCCUACCCCAUCGCAGGGCUGGUCUGAAUGGUAUUUUAUUCUUUUCUGCUGGAUGUCCAGACUGUUUAAUAAAAGCCACACAUUAUAUCCUGUUAUUUGUCACGACAAGAUAAUCUUCCCGAAACAUUGUCCGUUCAUUUAAUGGCUAUUUGUGGGUUUUGCUGUGUGUAAAGUUGCCUCCAGUCACUGCACUGGGAAAGCAAUUAUCUGUGAAGUGUUUUAAGAUGUUUCAGUGUUGUUGCUGCUAUGAUCAGCUGAGAUUAUUAUUAUUAUUAUCAAUGAUAAUAAAUUAAAACAAUGUCAUGAUGCACAAAUUUAGUUAUCAGAACAUUGGAUUAUGUUUAAUAUCCUCAGAUAUUAUAAAUGUAAAGUCACUUUAAUUGUGUGACAUACUUGAUCUCACCUCAUGCUCCCUACCCUCACUGUCUGGGCGGCUGUCAUUCAAUGCUCUGUCUAGAGGCAGACACAAUGGCUGCGGAGUGAGUGAAGCAAACCCUCACCUCCUCCCACCAGCCCAUUUGCACCCAACUUCCCAAGGAAUAUUGAUUGCCAGGAACUCUGCACAUUACUUUGCAGGGCCUUAAGAAAGGCUACGGUGUGUGUUCAAAUGGGAUUGCUGGAGCUCCAAUGCUGCAUGCACUGAGCUCUCUCCUCCUUACUCUACACUGCUGUGGCCAGGCAGGUCAUCCAAUACCACAGUGAUCAACAUUGCAGAACGUUAACUAAACUUUCCCCAAACUAGUUUGCCUGAUUUUAGUUGAAGGACGAAUGUUGAAGAAUGGCUAUUAGUUGUGUAAAGUGACUGUGAAAGGGACUGGACCAGUAAGUUAUUAUAAAUUCCUAGUCGUUUGUUUUAACUGUAGGAUAUUGUCUGUCUAAUGGCGAGAUAUGUGAAGAUGUCCCCAAACCAAAAUCCAAAAUGCAGACGUCAGCUAAUUAAUGUUCUGGUGGCUUUUUUGGGAAACGCGAUCUAUUUUCAGUGCUGUAUUUAUUUGUGUGCCGUCAACACUUAGUGUGUAAGUAUUGAGAAAAAAAAGCUUUUCGCAUUGGCUUUAUUGUACUGUACGUAGUUGAGACCAAUUUGUGAUCUUCAGUGAAAAGCAACGGCCCAAAUUACCCGAUUACGCUCUGUUCUAUUCGUAAGAUGAUUUGCUACCCGAUGUCUGAGGUUGUACUCUGUUCUCCCUGUGAGGUGUAAAUCUUUUUACAGUGUAAAUGUGCUGUUAUUUGGAGCUGUUAUAACCUGUAGAGUACAACGCAGCUGUAAUAAUGCAAUAAAGAUUCAAACGAGA
Molecule: messenger RNA, 4842 nt
Organism: Callorhinchus milii (elephant shark)
Lineage: Eukaryota; Metazoa; Chordata; Chondrichthyes; Chimaeriformes; Callorhinchidae
Product: vesicle-fusing ATPase
Exons: 21
Coding region: 111-2357 (748 amino acids)
Biological process (GO): Golgi to plasma membrane protein transport; SNARE complex disassembly; intra-Golgi vesicle-mediated transport
Cellular component (GO): Golgi stack
Molecular function (GO): ATP binding; ATP hydrolysis activity
Source: RefSeq, a predicted model, not a curated record